Molecule: messenger RNA, 1641 nt
Organism: Chanos chanos (milkfish)
Lineage: Eukaryota; Metazoa; Chordata; Actinopteri; Gonorynchiformes; Chanidae
Gene: opn9
Product: opsin 9
Exons: 9
Coding region: 1-1641 (546 amino acids)
Biological process (GO): G protein-coupled receptor signaling pathway
Cellular component (GO): membrane
Molecular function (GO): G protein-coupled receptor activity
Source: RefSeq, a predicted model, not a curated record
AUGUCUGAGGGGUUGAAUGACUCAUGGAGGGGGUCAUCUCUCUCUGUCCCUCCCUCCAUCUCUCCAGCCUUCCACUCUCACCUUUCUCCAUCCGCCGAUCUGGGUGUGGCCAUCUUCCUCACCAUUACAGGGGCAGUGUCGGUGGUCGGGAACGGGAUGGUCCUGCUGGUUCACGGCAGGAAGAGGAAGAAGCUUCGCGUUCACGAGCUGAUGACAAUUAACUUGGCUGUGUGCGAUUUCGGCUACAGCCUGCUGGGGGCGCCCUGUCUCGUCAUUUCCAGCCUGUCUCACGCGUGGAUAUUUGGUGAUAUGGGCUGUCUGUGGUACGGGAUCCAGGGCUUCGUUUUCGGCAUCGGCUCCCUCAUCACCACCUGUCUGAUCUCCCUCGACCGCUGUUUCAAAAUCUGCAGCGUCCGCUACGGUCAGUGGAUUGAGAAAAGCCACGCGUCCUUGUUCAUUGUAUUGGUGUGGAUCUACACUCUCUUCUGGGCGUCUCUGCCUGCGUUUGGAUUCGGAAGCUAUGGACCAGAACCUUUUGGUACCAGCUGCACCAUCAACUGGUGGAGAAUGAAGUCGUCCCUGAAUGACAGAGUGUACAUCUUCCUCAUCUUGACCUUAUGCUUUGGUAUCCCCACCUUCACCAUCAUCACCUCCUACAUCGCCAUCCUCAUCACGGUGUACCGGUCGGGUCGUACUUUGGCUUCGAUUCCUUCAUCGGCCGUCACUCACAGCAGCAAAGACCUCCGCCUGACGAAGAUAGCCGGAGUAGUGUGUUCCACUUUCCUGUUAGCGUGGACACCUUACGCCAUCGUGUCGCUCUAUUCUGCACUCACCGCCAAGGAGGAGCAGGUCGGAGAGCACGGAACGCCCGGAAUGUCGCCCGGAACGCUGGGAGUCGACGCGGGACACCAUGGCACUGGAUUCCCGGACUUUUUUGGGAUUCACUCUCUCUUCAACUGGACCUCUCCGAAAAAUUACAGUCACAGCGUCAACCCGGGAACAUCUUGGAGAAACCACACCACGGAACCCCAUUCCGGUUCGGGAUUCAGCUCAGCUCCAGGGUCAAGUCACGGAUCGGAAAACAAUGGUUUCCGGGCCGUGUCGAGCCUGCCUCCCGAAGUGACUCUGAUCCCCGCCAUGUUUGCCAAAUCGCACUGCAUGAUUAACCCUUUCAUCUACCAGAUCAUGAACAGGGAAUUCCGAGAGGACGUUUACAAUGUGGUCUGUGGGAAAGAGGGAGAGAGAAGAAGAGGCAGAGGAAGAGAGGGAAGUGAUUCGGAUGGAAAACGUAGCAGCAUCACUCUCUCUUACUGUAGCAGCUGGAGAAGGAGAAGCACCUUCAACAAGCACUCGUCCGUGGAACGAGGGAUCAGGGAGAAAGAUUCGAAGAAGGCCAGGAGCGAGAGGGGGUCGUGGCAGGACAAUGUGUCGACCGCCUGGGGGUCUCUGGACGUCGCCACGCUAGACACGCAGGCGAACCUGGAGAGAGAGGGAGGGAGGUCAACGACUGUUCUCAUCCAACGACUUCAUCCGGUCAAACGGCGCACCAUCAAACCAGUAAGACGAUUAUCUCAUUAUAUAACGUCAAAAGAAGUUAAUUGCGGACGACACCGGGACAGUAACAUCGAGUCCGAUUCUUAG